GUGCAACUUCGCUAACUGUUAACUGCAAUAUUGCUGCUUUUUUCAAUACCCUCAUUUAAAUACCCUCACCUCGGUUGUCGCGUGCUUACCUGACCGUCAUAAAGUUUAAUCAUCCCUGGUUUCCAAUUCGCCUAUUCAUACUAUUCACACUAUUCAUAGAUAUAUCGACGGAUCGUAUUCAAAUUACAAUGUCGGCGACUAUCUAUACCUACUCAUUCCUACUAAGAUGAAUUUACCAACAACAGCGCCAAUAAGCAUCCAUAACAGCAGCAACGUUAACGGCGGCCAUGCCUCUCGUGUUCAGCAUCAUCAUAUAUCGCAACUCUCACCAUGAACACGUCUAAUCAUUCUAAUGAGACCAAUAAGGGUCGCGACAUAUUUCUUCCACCAUCUGAUCCCGAAUUAAUAUCUAAAAUCCCAAGAAUUCUUCCACAUGAACGCGUUUUCCCUAUCCAGAUAGGAACUGAACUCUUCAAGCUUUCCGGGGCCUCCCUCUCUUCUGAUGCUCCUUCUUAUUUCUCUCGGUAUUUUCAGUGCCAACUCGCAAGAGCUGAAGAGGCCGGUGAAGAUAUAUCAACGGCAAUACGUACACUUUACAUAGACCGGGAUCCUGUUACCUUUAAGGACAUAUCCCUUCAUUUACAAGGUUAUCAUGUCACCCCGCGUGAUGGAACGCACUUCGUGCGCCUUUUCGCCGACGCUCAGUUCUAUACCUUACCUAAGCUGAUGUCUCAGCUCUAUGAAGAGUCCAUCUUCAUUUCUAUAGGACAUCGCGAAUUCCAAAUUCCGCGCGACAUUUUUAGCGGUCCUGGAAACUCGCCUAAUUUCUUUUCUUUGGGCUUUGGCGUUUUCUUUUCAUCACGCGAUGAGCUAUUUCCCGGGCUAGAUAAGGAGAAUCUCAUCCGCCCGCCUUCUAUUAUGCCGCCUUGCGUGCCAAACAAGUCAGCGGAUAUCUUUUAUGAGCUACUACACCUAUUGCGCGGAUACCCCGUACAUAUACGGGAUGAGGAACAUCGCGCCUCAUUGCUCCGCGAUUGUCGUUACUUCAACUUUAAGGGGUUGGAACAGAAGCUGAUCCCGCAUCAUAUAAGCUAUAAUCUAGCUCGGCGGCGACACGAAAUUACUCUUAGACUCGAAGAUCUCCUAAAAUCGGGUAUAUCUAUCGCUAGCGAUGUUGUCACACCAAGUGGUACCGGCGAAUCCAUCUCGGGAUGGGUUAAUUACAUGCGGCCCUACGAAGAUGAUAAGCAGCAUGAACUUAUCCUCGAAAUCGGUGGCGAGAAUACAAAGUUGCAUCUAAACAUUAUGAGAGCAGAAUUCUUCGGUCAGAUCAAAGUCCGCGUAGCAAGGCUCUUCGAAGUAAUCGCGACAAAACUUAACCUCCCACCAACAACCCAACCCCUGGGACUAUUAAUGGCGUCAGGCGGGGCUAGUAGCCAGCCAGCGACACCGGGAAAUACCCCCUUGAGCGAGGAUCUCGUUCGAGUAGUAUUCGAACCUGAGGCGCAUGUAAUCCUCGACGGUAGAACAUACAACUUUCCAGACAGCGACGAAAUAGCCACCGCCAUGUCGACAUCAUCGUCAAUGGGCCAGGGGGGCGAACAGGACUCGCCCCUUUCUAGUAUCGGCGGAUUUUACGGACCUGCCAGGAAGAGGAGGCGAUUAGACUUAUCAAGUCAUGCAGCGGAUGAGUGGAUAGUCCGCACGGGACAGUGGAGGCUUCGGAUACAGGGCUCGAGGAACGGGAAGAGCGCGAUCGAGUGCGUGCUCGUAGCCGUUAAGAUCGAUGCCUAUAGCACCGAGCAAGCGAGAAAUGCCCAACGAGGAUUUUUAAGGGGUUAAUAAUACGACGUCCCCAAGUAUUAGUGCACUUUGCGAUGGAUCUCUCGCUGUUCGCCGGGUCUACGCUAUACCAACUGUUAUCAUAUUUAUGUACCUAUACGACGAUAAUUAUAAAGCUAUUAACUUCGUAGGUGGUUCCUAGAAACUUAUUGAACAAUAGUCAUAUGAAGAAUAAGAAAGGUUCAGGAGAGCAGUGCAUCGUAAGUAAUUAGUACCCUGUAUCCAUUCAGGUAUCCAAUACCUUAC
Messenger RNA from Daldinia caldariorum, 2088 nucleotides. RefSeq lists its product as uncharacterized. Lineage: Eukaryota; Fungi; Ascomycota; Sordariomycetes; Xylariales; Hypoxylaceae. Gene Ontology annotation, biological process: protein homooligomerization. The transcript has 2 exons. Bases 331 to 1842 code for a protein of 503 amino acids. The record is from RefSeq and is a predicted model, not a curated record.